AGUAGUUUCAGAAAACUUUCUCCGGACGUGGUGGAGGCUCUCUGCUUUAAUUUUAUUGAACAGCCCUUACACACUUCCGCGUAGGCGGGAUUGACUUUGCCUGUGCGUAUCACUUCGACGUUGUCAAGACGGAAUCUGCAAAACGCAGUUGAGCUCUUCCUUCAUCGGCUGUGUGGUGCUCUCCACCAUCUCUUUAGCAGGGACGCAACGGGGCCUCGCCAACCCAACAACGUGGCUUUUCUUCCACCUCUAUGUAUACCGUCUGUGCUGCGUGCAGUUAUUAGGUUCUUACGUUCACCUUUACUUUACUCGUGAUAUUUUUCCCAAUAAAAGAAAAGUGUUAAACUUACCAUAUAUCUUUUUCUUUUUAAUUGCUAUUAUUAUUAUUUUUUCCUUUAACUCCACAUUCGUUCGGCACUCCUUUGCUCCUGGCAACGCGGUCGGGGCUGAUCGUUCUGCCUAUCUCUUACUCUUCCUGCCGGGUCGCGACCUUUUACUUCUUCUUUCUGGUCUGUCUGUCUGUUUCUCUGUCUGUCUGUUUCUCUGUCUGUCUGUUUCUCUGUUUGUCUGUCUGUCUCUGUGUGUGUGUGUGUGUGUGUGCAAAGCCUCUUUGCUUGGUAGUGAGUUUUAUUUCCUCUUCGCCUAUCAAGACUGCAGGAGUCCAAAAGACUCCCUCCACCUUCUUUCUAUUCUUUCUCCCCUUGUAGAGGGUUCGCGUGCGCAUCGGCACCGUCUGUCGUUGCAGCUGCCCACUAGUAUCUCCCAAGAGGGGGAAAAGGAAUCGAAUUGUCUCUUUAUUUUCUUCUUCGUAUUUCUUUUCAUCGACGACAUCAGUCAGUCGCUGCUGUUUCUUUUUGUUUUCGGCUCUCAUUUGGGUUGCGUCCUGCGGUGCAACAGCGGCCUCUUCCUCCUCCCCUUCCAUUCCCCUCCGCACAUUAUUAUUAUUGUUAUUAUUGCUGUUGUUAUUCCUGAAGUGAAGCGCAAAUAUGGGACGUCGCACUUCCGAUGAGGGCUCGCGCAGCUCCUCCAGCGGCAGCGAGGAGAGCUACGGCGGCCGCCGCUUUGCCACGGGCGGCAACUUCUUCGACCAGAUCUUCGCCAUAUUGUAUCGCACCUUCCAGCAGACCUGGCGCACCAAGUCCAUUAUUAUCACCGAGGUACUGCUGCCCUUCAUGUUUAUCGUCAUCACGCUUAUCCUCUGGGCUGUGUGGCUGCCGUUCAUGGGUGGGUCUCGGCAGUUUAUCUCCAACGUGCCCGGCGUGAACGCCUACGCGACGCUGUACAAGCAGAUGACGUGCUACAACAAGUCACUCGGUCCACCCAUCCCGGGUUUGUGUGACUGCAACAUGAUCGUCCGCUUCGUCAACAUCGAGUGCAGCGGGGACCACUCAUCCCUUCCGUACAAGAGCCUCUGCUACGUCAAGAUAGACUUCGACUUUAGCAAGUACAGCAUGGCCGGCUACUCGAUUGGCAACAUUACAGGGGCCAACGUCCCGGUGCAGCUGUGGAUUAACGCGUACAACGCCUCGCUGUGGGUCGUGCCGACGCUGGACGAGGUCAUCGUCUUUCACUGGCUGGCGCGCCUCGGCAUGUCACAGAAGCAGUCGACUACGGGCAGUCUGCUCGCGGCGGGCAUCUCGGCGGGCCUGCUGCCCAACUCGAAGCAGUCCUCCAUCAACUGCUUUGGCGAUUUGUACUUCGUCGGCACGCCGGCCGCGGUGAACCCGCUGCUAGACUUCAUUCGCAACAACUCCCUCCUCUUCAACGACGUCUACGGCGGCACUUUCGCCACGGCAGCCGAGGCGGAGGCCCGAGUGCGGGCGAUGGCGUGGAAUUGGGCUAUCAUUGAACUGAACGCUUUCGAUGCGGACAACUUCGACGUGAACAUCCGCAUGAACUCCACCGCACUGCCCACCUUUCAGCUGCCCUACGACAAAAGCUACGGCGGCGGCUACUACGACAGCCGCGCCGACCUCUACGCCACGGCCGGCUACCUCUCGCUGCAGCAGCUCAUCACGGAGCACUACCUGACCAACGUGGCGGACGGCGGCAACGUGGUGACGGACCUGCCGGUGGACCACUUUAUGGGCAGCGCCGGCUACGUUCCGUACAUCACCCAACCGCUGCUGUCGACGGCCGGCAUUCUGCUGCCCCUUAUUUUCGUCAUGGCGUACCUCUACCCCGUGUCACAGUUCACGAAGCGCAUUGUGCUGGAGAAGGAGCUACGCAUUCGGGAGGCGAUGCACAUCAUGGGCCUCGGCAACGCACCGAUAUACAUUUCCUGGUACAUCACGUUCUUUUUGCCGAACUUCAUCACGUCGGUCAUCUCCCUCAUUGUGAUUCGCCUGACGUACAUCACGAUCACGAACGUGCUCAUCUUGUUUCUCAUUUACUUCCUUUACAUCGCGACGUGUGUACCGCUGGCAGGCUUCUACUCUGCCUUCUUCAACAAGGCGCGUCUCGCCUCCCUGCUGACGCCGCUGAUUUACUUCGUCUUCGCCAUGCCGGCCUUCGCCAUUCAGAGCGCCAACACGGCCAUCGUCACCGUCUUCUGCAUCUUUCCACCUACCGCGUACGCCGUGGCGAUGCUCGGCAUCAUCAAUCAUGAAAUCGCUGGUGGCUUUUCAAAACAAGACUGGCAGUACCCACUUGACACCCCGCCGGUGUAUCUCGCCGUCAUUAUGAUGUCAGUGGACUUCGUCUUUUUCAAUUUGCUGAUGCUCUACCUCGACAACGUGAUGCCGAAGGAGUGGGGCACGCCGAAGCACCCGCUGUUCUUCAUUCUGGACCCCAUCGACUGGUGCUUCCAGCGCAAGCACAAGCGGCUGGAGGGCGGCCCCGACGGCCGUGCGGAGAACGGCGUGUUCGAGACGACGGACUACGCGGACGACGUCGUGUCGUUCGACGGCCUGCGCAAGGUCUACUCCCGCGCCGGAAAGAAGUUUGUGGCGGUGAACAACCUGUACUGGGGGAUGCAGGAGGGCGAGAUCUCCGUGCUGCUGGGCCACAACGGCGCCGGCAAGACGACGGUGCUGAACAUGAUGACGGGGAUGGCCGAGCCGGACGAGGGCGACUGCUACAUCUACGGGCACUCUGUGCGCACGGAGCUCGACAAGGUGCGUCAGCAGAUCGGUUACUGCCCGCAGCACAACAUCCUGUGGUCGGAGCUGACGUGCCGCGAGCAUCUGGAGUUCUACGGACGCAUCAAGGGGCUGAAGGGGUGGGAGCUGGAGGACGCCGUGUGCCGCAUGCUGUUCGAGACGGAUUUGCUGGAGAAGGUGGAUCAACCGGCGAAGAGCCUCUCCGGCGGCCAGAAGCGCAAGCUUUCUGUCUCCAUUGCCUUUGUCACCUGCAGUCGUCUGAUCUUUCUCGACGAGCCGACGGCUGGCAUGGAUGUCGGUGCGCGGCGCUACACGUGGGAGCUACUGCGCCGCAUGUCCGCUCACCACACCAUUCUCCUGACGACGCACUACAUGGACGAGGCGGACUUGCUGGGCCAUAAGAUCGGCAUCAUGAGCCAAGGCUGCCUUAAGUGCUCGGGUAGCAGCAUGUUUCUGAAGAGCAACUUGGGCGUGGGCUACAGCAUCACCAUGUCCCUCCGCGACGAUGCACGGGUGCGCAAACUCACGAGGCUCGUGAAGGCCUCCGUCGACGGUGCUCUCGAGAUGGGUGUGAACGGAUGCGAGGCGAUGUACCGGCUGCCGAACAACGCCGUCGAACAGUUCCCCGCCUUUCUGGAUCGUCUUGAGGCGGCACAGGAAAAACUGGGCGUGCGCGGCUACUCGCUCUCGGCCACGACGCUCGAGGAGAUCUUUCUCAGCGUGUCGCAGGAGGACAUCGACCGCGACCGCAAGGACGACCCACUGAUGCAGCAAGAUCCCCGCAUCAUCGCGAAACAGGAGGACCUGAUCUGGAACUGCGAAAUUGUUGAAGGGCGCAAGGCGAUGCUGUGGUCGCAGUUCAAGGCGAUGAUGUCGAAGCGGCUGUGGAACGGGAUGCGAGACCGCAAGAUGCAGUUCUUCCAGAUUGUGUGCCCGGUUAUUUGCAUCUUGAUUUCAAUGCUGCUGUCUCUGAUUUCGAUGGACGGGCCGGAGACGAUCACGCUGAACCACGCGCUCUACCCAGACAGCGUUGCGGUAGACAUGAACGGCUGCAACGAGCUGCUCGGCGUCAACGCUAGCUUCGACGACUUUGCCGUCCGCCACUACAACUUCCAGACGGGGCGAAACCUCUCCAUGUACAUGGUGGACUCUUUCCUGGUGCAACCGAUGACGCGUGUGGAGGGGGUGGUGUGCAAUGACCCCGAGUGGAGCAAGGUAAUGUGGCUCCGCAACAACGUCAUGCACAUCAUCAACUCCUCCACCUACCACCAGGGCCCCAUCUCGAUGAACGCGGUGUACCAGUCGCUGCUGGAGAAGCACACAAACAGGAGGCGGCAGUUUACGCUGCGGGCGGGCACGAUGCCACGAACAGUCAACGAGCGAGUGUCGCAGGACGCCAUCAAGACGAUUCUGAUGGGCGCCAUCAUUAUGAUUCCUUUUACCUUCCUGCCGUCGAACGUUGUCGCGUGGGUGGUGAAGGAGCGGGAGUGCAAGGCGCGGCACCUGCAGAACGUCUCUGGACUCAGCUUCUACGUCUACUGGCUCACGAACUUCCUCUUCGACAUAGCUGCCUACGUCCUUACUAUGUGUCUGGUGCUCGUCAUCUUUGCCUGCUUCAACCGCAGCGAAUACAUCGCCAAUGACCGGAUCGGCGCCAUUUUUGUGCUCUUCUUCAUCUACGGUCUCUCGAGCACCACAACGGGGUACAUGUGCAGCUUCUUCUUCGAGGAGCACUCCAACGCGCAGACCAUCGUGAUGGCCGUCAGCUUCGUCGUUGGCUUCCUGCUCGUCAUGAUCGUCUACAUCAUGUCCCUUCUCUCGCAGACGCAGCAGGUGGCGGAGAUUCUCAAGUGGAUUACCCGCAUUGUCCCCAGCUUCGCGAUUGGAGAGGGCAUCAUCAACAUGGCGAUGCUGACGCAGAAGCGCCUGGUCGACGACAAGCUGACGCCGUGGUCGAUGGAAACGACGGGGUGGGCGGACUUCUACAUGGCGAUCGAGUUCCCCUUGUUCUUUGCGAUUACCCUCUUCAUUGACCACCCACGCCGACGCAUGUGGGGUCAGAAGCACAGCUACGACGCGGAUGCCGAGCCGCAGGAGGUGAGCGACGAGGACUCGGACGUGGAGGAGGUCCGUCAAAGUGUCUACGAGCAGGAGGAGAAGGGCGUGAACGACGACAUGGUGCGCGUGGUGGACCUGCGCAAGGUGUACGCAAACGGCAAGGAGGCUGUCCGUAACCUGACCUUCUCCGUGCGGCCCGGCGAGGUCUUCGGCUUCCUCGGCACGAAUGGCGCUGGCAAGACGACGACGAUAUCUAUCUUGUGUCAGGAGUUCAUAGCGACGAGCGGCGUGGCCUACAUCUGCGGCUACAACCUCCUCGAGAACAGUGCGGAGGCGCUGCAGUGCAUUGGCUACUGCCCGCAGUUCGACGCCACGCUGGACCUGCUGACGGUAGAGGAGCACAUGUAUCUCUACUCCGGUGUGCGUGGGAUCAGCUACGCGGAGCGCGACGGCGUCGUAGAUGCCCUCCUGCGCAUGUGCGAGCUGUCGGUGUACCGCAAGACGCUGUCGGCGCAGCUGUCCGGCGGCAACCGGCGCAAGCUCUCGGUCGCCCUGUCCUUGAUUGGCGGGCCGAGCGUGGUCUUCCUCGACGAGCCGUCUGCCGGCAUGGACCCGGUGGCGCGGCGUGGCCUGUGGAAUGCGAUUGAGAAGGUGGCGGACAACAGCUCCGUCGUGCUGACGACGCACCACCUGGAGGAGGUGGAGGCACUCGCCCACCGCGUCGCCAUCAUGGUCGAUGGCACCCUGCGCUGCAUAGGCGACAAGACGCACCUGAAGAACAAGUUCGGCACGGGCUUUGAAAUGAGCAUUCGGGUGGAGACGGAGGACGACAUGGAGGAGUUGCACGUGUGGGUGAAGCAGCACUUCCCGGCCGCGACGCUGAACGAAUACAAAGGGCGGCGCUUCGUCUAUACCCUGCCGGCCGAUGUGACCCUGUCGGAUGUGUUCCGCUUGCUGCAGGCAAAUAAGACGCUCCUGCACAUCAUCGACUACAGCGUGUCGCAGACGUCAAUUGAACAGGUCUUCCUGCGGAUCAGCGGUGAGUUGGAAGAGGCCACCGCCUUCCGCAACACCCUAGAGGAUGCCCUGUCUCUCAAUAGCAAGAAAACAUCCAACUCUGAUGACGCUGCGUUCAACGAUCAGACAUCGUGGGCGUCCUCUUCCUCUGAAUCGCCGUGA
Leptomonas pyrrhocoris is the source of this 6338-nucleotide messenger RNA. RefSeq names its product putative ABC transporter. Gene Ontology annotation, cellular component: intracellular membrane-bounded organelle; membrane. The coding region runs from base 987 to 6338 and encodes 1783 amino acids. Gene Ontology annotation, molecular function: ABC-type transporter activity; lipid carrier activity; ATP binding. Gene Ontology annotation, biological process: lipid transport; transmembrane transport. Lineage: Eukaryota; Euglenozoa; Kinetoplastea; Trypanosomatida; Trypanosomatidae. The record is from RefSeq and is a predicted model, not a curated record. The transcript has a single exon.